Aspergillus novofumigatus IBT 16806 is the source of this 2040-nucleotide messenger RNA. Its product is annotated as MFS transporter. The record is from RefSeq and is a predicted model, not a curated record. Lineage: Eukaryota; Fungi; Ascomycota; Eurotiomycetes; Eurotiales; Aspergillaceae. Gene Ontology annotation, molecular function: transmembrane transporter activity. Bases 172 to 1788 code for a protein of 538 amino acids. The transcript is spliced from 4 exons. Gene Ontology annotation, biological process: transmembrane transport.
CCCCGACUGGUCCCACAGGUUCAAUCUCAAAUGAUAAAAAAUGGAUCGACUCAGCGGUAUAAGUACUUGCCAGGAUCCUCCUGGAUGUUUAUCUCCCGGCUACCGACCGUGCUCAGUACUACAUCUCCAUCCCAACUAGGAUAUCUGAGUGUCGCUAGUGCAUAGCUCGACAUGUCGGACCAACAACACCAUCAGGAUGCCACGCGAACCCUCUCCCUGGGAACUGGCCAGGGUCAAUUCGAUCCCUUAGACCUUCCCCUCCGCCAAGUAACCAAUGAUGCGAACAUGGAAGAGUACACCGCGGAGACUGCGACGGGAGAGAUCAUCAAGCCAGUCAAAUCUUCCGCUACCGGCAAGGUAGAGGACUGGAAGCUGGUCACUUUCAAAGUCGAUGAUCCCGAGAACCCAAAGAACUGGUCCAAGGCCUACAAAUGGUACUGCACUAUGGUCGUCUCGCUCACAUGUUUCGUCGUCGCCUUCGCCAGUAGUGUGAUCACGGCCGACCUUGAAGGGCCAUCCGAGGCGUUCAAUGUCUCUCAUGAAGCCAGUCUUGUUACGGUUACGGUCUUCGUCAUUGGGUUUGGUGUCGGCCCUAUGGUGUUUGCUCCUCUUUCGGAGAUGGUUGGACGCAGGCCUGUUUACGCUGUUACGCUCCUGCUUGCGGUUAUCUUCGUCAUACCUUGCGCGGUUUCCAAGAAUAUCGGUACCCUUAUCGUCUGCAGAGCUAUCGAUGGUAUCGCGUUCAGUGCUCCAAUGACGUUGGUCGGCGGUACCCUGGCUGAUAUGUGGAGGAAUGAGGAACGUGGUGUCCCCAUGGCUGCCUUCUCUGCCAGCCCUUUCAUUGGUCCUGCCAUCGGUCCUCUUGUCGGCGGUUAUCUCUGCCGCGCUGGUUGGAGAUGGCUUUACUGGAUCCAGCUCAUUCUGGCCUUUGUCGCCUGGGUACUGAUUACUUUCACUGUCCCGGAGACCUAUGCGCCAAUGAUUUUGCAGAAGAGAGCAAAGAAAUUACGGAAGACAGAAAACGAUCCGAAGUAUGUCACGGAGACAGAAUUGGACGCUCGCCCCAUGGGAGAAAGAUUGCGUAUCUUCCUCAUCCGCCCAUUCCAACUCCUGUUUUUGGAACCCAUUGUUCUGUUCAUCUCCAUUUAUAUGUCCGUAUUGUAUGGCUUGCUAUACAUGUUCUUCGUCGCCUAUCCCAUUGUCUACCAAAAAGGAAAGGGAUGGAGCUCAGGCCCUACUGGUCUGAUGUUUAUUCCUUUGGCUAUUGGUGUCUUGUGUAGCGCUGCCUGUGCUCCUUUUGUCAACAAGCACUAUCUUACACUUGUUAAGAAGCACGGUGGAAAGGCUCCAGCUGAAGCGCGUCUGAUACCUAUGAUGCUUUCAUGCUGGUUUAUCCCCAUUGGUCUCUUUAUCUUCGCCUGGACAUCAUACCCGAACAUCCACUGGAUUGGCCCUUGCAUUGGUGGCUUCCCCGUUGGAUUUGGCUUUAUCUUCUUGUACAACUCCGCGAACAACUAUCUCGUGGAUACAUACCAGCAUCAGGCAGCCUCUGCUCUUGCCGCAAAGACUUUCCUCCGUUCCAUGUGGGGUGCUUCCACAGUAUUGUUCACUGAGCAGAUGUAUGACCGCUUGAACGACCGAUGGGCCAGUUCGUUGCUAGCCUUCAUUGCACUCGCUUGCUGCGCAAUCCCCUACGUCUUCUACUUUAAAGGCGCGUCUAUCCGUCGUUAUUCAAAGUUUGCCUUCGCCGACGACGAGGAGCAGCAGGGAUCGGGAGAGAAGCACUAGAGAUCUUGGAUGCAUAGCUCCCUGCUUAAGGGUUCGAACUUUCGAGAAAAAAAUGCUAUUCCAUCCCGAUACGUCCUUUACUAAUUUCCGGUCGGUUUAUUAUGCAUGUUUUGCUAGGGUUUGUCUUUUUGGUUACGAUUCCGGUCCUCUGAAUGGCAUAUAAAAAAAGCGGAGUCCUCUGGGUUGGUUUUCGGAAGCAUUGAUAGAUAUCAUAUACCAAUUGCAAUAGAGUUAGAUUAGUAGAUAUUUUUA